CGCCCGCGGCUCCCAGCCGCCAUGCUGCGGAGCUGCGCCCCGGGCUCGCCGGGACACCGCCGCCUCCGCCGCGCCCUGCCGCCGGCCGCCUCCGCCGUCCGAGCUCGCCUGCGGGAGUGCGCACCACGGAUCCCAGAGGCUGGAGCACUCCUCGACCUGCUGGGCAAAUGUCCUGAGCACCAGAAGAAAGGAGGCUUUCCCGUGGUGGUUUUCGAGGGGCUGGAUGCCACAGGCAAGACCACUCUCACCCAGUCUGUUAAGGACACCCUCAACGGCGUUCUCCUGAGGUCCCCACCAGCCUGCAUCAGCCAGUGGAGGACCAUAUUUGAUGAGGAGCCAGCACCUUUUAAAAGAGCUUUUUAUGCUGCAGGCAACUACAUUCUGGCAUCAGAAAUAGCAAAGGCAUCCACUCAGGCACCUGUCAUCGUGGACAGAUACUGGCACAGCACAGCUGCCUACACCAUUGCCACUGAGAUCAAUGGGCAAGUCCAGGAUCUGCCACCAGCACAGGAUGUGGUGUACCAAUGGCCUGAGGAUCUCCUCAGACCAGAUCUUGUUCUCCUUCUGACUGUCGACCCCGAGGAGCGCGUCCGGAGGCUUCGGCAUCGAGGGCUGGAGAAGACCAAGGAAGAAGCAGAGCUGGAAGCUAACAGCUUGUUCCGUCAGAGAGUUGAGGAGUCCUACAGGAGGAUGCUGAAUCCUGCCUGCCAAGAGAUUGAUGCCAGCCCCUGCAAGGAGGAGGUUCUCAAGACAGUGCUGCAGGUCAUUAGGAAACAGUGUGCUUGGUGAAAGAAUCUUCUGGCAAACAGCAGCUGAAAGAGACUUUUUUACUGCACUUUAAAAGGUUGUUUUUAUUCUCCUUCUGGUUUGGGUACCAUAAAAAUGCACUUUGAUGCCUUCUGUCCAGCCACCACUCUUCUCUUUCUUCUAUCAACAAGAAUCUCACUUCUGUGCUUCA
Messenger RNA from Pogoniulus pusillus (Red-fronted tinkerbird), 958 nucleotides. RefSeq names its product cytidine/uridine monophosphate kinase 2 (gene CMPK2). Lineage: Eukaryota; Metazoa; Chordata; Aves; Piciformes; Lybiidae. Gene Ontology annotation, biological process: dUDP biosynthetic process; dTTP biosynthetic process; dTDP biosynthetic process. The coding region runs from base 22 to 789 and encodes 255 amino acids. Gene Ontology annotation, molecular function: nucleoside diphosphate kinase activity; dTMP kinase activity; ATP binding. Gene Ontology annotation, cellular component: cytoplasm; mitochondrion. The transcript is spliced from 5 exons. The record is from RefSeq and is a predicted model, not a curated record.